UACACGUUUUUACAGCUUUGCAUGAAUGCAUUGUCGAAUCCGUAUGCACGCCGAAGGUACGUCCAGCAGCGCCCACCUCUUUCCUUCCGAGCGUCCUGGCGGACCCCUAGCAUGUACGGAACAUGCUCCACUAGGCGCAGUGUGCAUCAGGCCUAUGUUCCCUGUGCUGGCUGGGGGCAGUCUUCAGGGCAGUAACCGGUAGAAGGUGCAGCCUAAAUGGGGCAGUUGGCAGAUGCCCGCUCAAAGUUCGUAGCCAAACGAUGCUUGAGUUUGUGUGGACAAAUUGUUCAUCAAGAAUACCGAUAUAUACCAAUUGCGCUCUAGGUCUGAACUUCUUCGGCUCUCGACCGACGAUGGAGCAACACCGCUCCUGUUAAGCACAGUUUGCCGUCGUCGUUGAAAUGCCGACUACAGAUUACUUGCUGGAAUACCGCUCCAGCUGGGCGCAGUCGCUCGCAGCGCUGCGCCCGGCUGAGGAGCAGAAGGUCGAGCUGCUGCUGCAGCUGUGCGCGCAACCAGCGAGCAGUGAGGAGGAUGGAUCUCAGGAGCAGCUAUCAACCCGCGAAGUCGCGGCGAACCUCCUGCCGCUGAUCAGCUUCGUGCUCAAGUCGGGGGGACAGCGUGUGGACCUGGUCAUGCCCGAGGUGGCCCGGCAGCUGCCGCUGCUCACCGCCGGCUGGGUGGAGCCGGUGUCGGACCCCGAGGCACUGGAGAAGCUGUUCGGGGAGGUGUUCACGGCGCUGCGCAGCGUCAUCCGCCACAAGGGCAUCAAGGCCAGCUGGCGCCAGGUGUUGAGCGCCGCAGUGGGCGACCUGCUCAUCCGCCUGGUGCAGGCCCUGCUGCGCAUGCCGCCCACCACCCCGGCAGCAGCAGCAGCAGCAGCCGCGCCCGCGCCCGGCGCGCCGCUGCAGCCCGGCGCGCCGGCGCUGGUGCUGCUGCGCGCGCUGACGCGCAGCGACGCGGCCGGCGGCGGCGGCGGCGGCGCCGGCGCGCUGCCGCUGCUGCCGGUGGACGCGGAGGUGCUGCUGACGUGGAUGGUGGAGAAGGUGCUGCCGCUGGACGGCAAGGUGCCGCAGCUCAGCUUCUCCGCGGCGCCGCCGCCGGCGGGCUCGCGCGCAGCCUUGGCGGCCGCGGCCGCGGGCGAUGAGAAGCUGCUGCUGCUGGCGGCCGCGCUGGUGCGGACCAUGCUGGGGGGCGGCGCUGCUGCCGCCUUGGCGCAGCAGGGCGAGUCCGCGGCCACCAAGGAGCGGUCGCUGCUGACGACGCUGCUGACGUGGUCCAUGGGCCUCAUCCGUGGCGUGCUGACGCGGCUGCUGCAGCCCGCCACCGGCGUGGACGCGCUGAGUGCGGCGGUGCUGUCCGGCAAGCAGGCUCAGCAGCAGGAGGCGACUGGGGCGGGCGGCGCGGCCAUCACACGCGCCGCGGCGCGCUUGGCGGCGAGCGCGAUGCGCGGGCUGCUGCUGCUACGGCCGCAGGAGGCGGCGGCGGGCGCCAGCGGCGGCGGCGCGCUGUCGGCGGCGGCGCGGGGCCAGCUGCUUGAGGUGAUCAGCAUGAUGCUGGACAUGUCGGAGGCGUGCGUGUCGGCGGCGCUAGAGAUUGGUGCGCAGGCACCCAGCAGCGACAAGAUGCUGGACACCGCCUCCUUCAUCCUGGAGGACUGCUCCUCGCUCAUCGUCACCGCCGCGCGCGAGGCCGCGCACGCCGCCGCCGCCGCCGCCACGCCCAACGGCUCGCCCUCCAAGCCCGGCGGCGGCCCCAGCGGCGCCGCCGCGGACGUGGGCGUCGUGUUCUCCCGCCUCAAGGCCAUCCUCCUGGCGGCUGCCGCCCUGGUGGGACCGGCCUCGGCCUCUGUCGCUGGCUGGUCCGGCUUUUGGGCGUGGGACAUCAGCCGCCCGCUGACCGCGUCCUACGCCGCCGACCGCGCCGGCGGCGCCGCCAAGCCGCCGGGUUGGGGCGCGCAACGGCUGUGCUGCAACGUGGCGGAGGCGCUGACGUGCGGCCUGGCGGCCAGCUACAUGGCCGGGAACCGGGCCUACGUGUCGGCGCUGCUGCUGCUGCCGCUCAGCGUGCCGGACGCGGGCGCGAACGCCGGCGCGGCGGCGACCAACGAGGCCGAGGUCCUGAGCCUGGCCACGGGCCGCCUGUUUGUGCUGCUGCGUGGCGACGACGGCCUGGCCCGACGCAUGGUGCCGCUGCUGACGGACGUGCUGGGGCAGGGCCUGGCGCUGGGCGCCACCAACCACAGCAGCACCGGGGCCGCCGCCAACGGCGCCGGCGGCGCGGGCACGGCCGCCAACGGCGGAGCGGGCGCGGCGGCGGGCGGCGGCAACGCUGCCAUGGUGGCGCUGCAGGCGUCGGUCGUGCAGACGCUGGCAGCCAUGGCCUCCUGCAGUGUGCGGGCGGAGCGCACCACCACGUGGGCGUACGGCCAGGUCUCGGACGUGCUGCUGCGCCUGCUGCUGGAGUCGCGACACGCCGCCGCGCCCGCCGCGGCGCUGGCGGCGGCCGCCAAGGGCCCCGGCGCCGGCGCGCUGUCGGCCGGCCUGCUGACGCUGGCCAGGGGCAUGCGUCGCGCGCCCAGCGUUGCGCGCCGUGACCUGCGCAGUCGACUGCUGGUGCAGUUCAGCGAGCUGGGGCUGCGCGCGGGGGCGCAGGGUGCGGCGGGCGCUGCCGCGGUGGCGGAGAUGGGUGCGCUGCUGCCGGCGGUGGCGGAGGCGUGCGAGGCGGCGGAGGAGGGGCUGGGCGGUCUGGGCUACAUGCCAUCGUCCGUCAGCCGCCUCAGCCUCAACGGCGCCGCCUCCACGGCGGCACGCGGCGGCAGGCCGGGCGCGCUGACGAGCAUGACCAGCAGCGUGGGCGCUCAGAAGGCCGACAUCGCCACUGUCAAGCUGCUGCGGAACCUGUGGCUCUACUGCGCGCUGUUCGGACUGACCAAGCCGACCGCGGCGCCGGCGCAGCUGGAGGCGGCGGGGCGCAUCGCGGCCGUGACGCCCAUGAUCUUGCUGGCGGACGGCGCGUUCAGCGAGCAGGAUGUGGCGGAGCAGCUCAAGGCGGAGCUGGGCGACCGGCUGCGGCUGGCGGGCGAGGCGGUGGCGUCGCCCGCGCGCCUGCGGGCCAGCCUGCAGAGCGUGCUGGGCGUGGCGGUUGGCGGCACCCCCCAGCCGCCGCCAGACGCCAACAUGCAGGCCUACCUGCUGGCGGUGGCCACGGCGGAGCUGUGUCGCGCCAGGCACGCGCCCCGGGUGCUUGAUGCCGAGUACAGCCCCAUCUCCAUGCCGCUCAUGUACCUGCAGUCCGCGGACCCCGCCAAGUCCGACGCGGCCUGGUACACGGUGAUCGCUGAGAAGUCGUUUGACGCCUACUUGGCCCGGCUGAAGGCCGAGGCCUCGGCCGCCGUCGCCGCCGCCGAUCGCGGCACAGCCGACCCCGCCCCCGCCGCCAACGCCCCCCGCCGCCCCAGCUACACCGGCCUUCCACCCUCCCCGGGCGGUGGCGGCGUCCGCGUGGCCCCCGCCCCCGCCAACGGCGCCGCCUCCGCCGCCAGCGCCUCGCCCUUCGCCACUGGCGCCUGGCCCGGCGGCGACCCCGCCGUUGCCGGCGCCGACGACGACGACUCCGAUGAUGAUAACGAGGACGCUGGGCAGUCGAACGGCCACGGCGGCGCCGUUUCGGAGACCGGCAUCAUGCCGGAGCUGAUGGUGGGCGGCGCCGCCGCCGGCGCCGCCAGCAGCGCGGUCAACGGCGCGAUCGCGGCGGCGGCGGAGUGCGAGCGCUGCUUGGAGGCCCUGGCGGUGGCGCUGAUCCGGCACCUGGGCGUGUCGGGCGGGCACGUGGACGGGCAGGCGCCCCUGUCGUCCACGGCGGCGGACCGGCUGCUGCGGCGGCUGCUGGAGGCGUACAGCCCCAUCUACUGGAGCCACGCCUGCGUGGCGGCGCUGCUGGGCGAGCUGGAGACAGAGGAGGGCGUGGACCACCCGCUGAGCGAGGUGCCCGGCGCGAGCAACCUCACCUCCUCCACCUACGAGCUCGGCGGCGGCGGCGGCAGCGGCGGCGGCGGCCCGGUGUGGCGCUGGCUGAAGGCGUGGGUGUACGCGGCGGCGCGCGCGGCGCCCACACGCACCGAGGCCAUGCUGCACCAGUUCCUGGGCCAGUCGAGCGUGGCGGCAUACACACUCGGCGGCGACGGCGCGGUUGGCGGCGGCGCCGCCUCCGCCAUCCUGGCGGGUACUGGCGGCGGCGCCGCCGGCGCCGGCGGCGGCGGCGGCGGCACUCGCGGCGUCAGCUCGCUGCAGGCGUCCGCCGAGCACCACCGCGCCCACGUGGCGGCGCUGCGCCGCGCCGCCGACCUGCUCGCCAUCUGCGCCGACGCGCGGCGGCGCGCGGCGGGCGGUGCGGGCGCGGGCGUGGCGGCGGACGGGACCAUGGCGCUGUGCCGCAAGCUCUUCUUCGCGGGCGCGGUGGUGGGCGUGCAGUUCUCGGCGGGCGGCCCCUCCGCCGGUCCCACGGUGGUUGCGGAGAAGGUGUUGUCGGCUCUGGAGGAGGUGCUGGGGGCGCCCGCCGCCCCCGGCGCCGCCCGCCUGCUGGAGCAGCGCUACCUGGGCGCCGCCGCCUUUUUGGCGCGCGAGGCGGCGGAGGCGGCGGAGGCGGCGCUGGUGGGCAGCGAGGCGCACGCGCUGGCGUACCGGCUGCUACAGAGCCUGUGCACCGCGCCCAUCAAGCGCUUCACGCCCGACAUGAUGGGCCUGGCCGUGUUCGCCUGGACCUGGAUCACCACCGCCGGCCCCGCCUGGCUGGUACCGCUGGUGUCGCGCACCGCCGCCGUCUGGUCAAACACAGUAGACCGAGGCCUGGGCCUCUUCAGCGGCGCCUGGACGCCCGACAGCGCCGCUGCCGCCGCAGCGGCGGCCGCGGCCGAGGCUGAGGCGGCCGGCGGCGCCGGUGGCGGCGCCGGCGGCGGCUUCAUCAGUGCGGCGGGGCCGCCCUCGCGUGAGGAGGCGGCGCUGCUGGCGGCGCUGUCUUGCCACCACCAGUGGGUGGCGUUCCUGUUUGAGAUGUGGAGCAGCGCCGGCGACAGAACCGACGCCGAGCAGCGCGCGCUGGCACUGGUGUUCGAAAAGCUGCUGCACCACUCGCUGCUGCACCCAGAGCGGCUGAGCAGCCACCCCGCCGCCGCCGCGCCGCUGUUCCGGCUGCUGCAGCUGACGCUGGCGUUCUGCCAGCACUGCGCGCGCAUGCGGCCCGCGGGGGCGCCCGUGCCGCCCUCACACGCCCUGCUGUACGACAGGGUGCUGCGCUCGGGCCUGCUGUGGUUCGCGCACGCGCCCUCCUUCACCGCGCGCAUGUCGCAGCGCCAGGCGGAGGAGCAGCACGCCGCAGUGUCCGACUUCGCCGCACUGCUGGCAGCCAUGGGCGCCAGCGCCUGGCCGGUGGUGGCCGCCGGCCCCGUGUACGACAGGCACAGGGACGGCCAGUCCGCCAUCGAGGCCGUGGGCUGGCCCUCCAACACCCUGCCGGUCAGCUCUGUGGUGUGGGGCGCGGCCGCCAAGGGCCUGCGCACCUCCGACGCCGCCGCGCUGCUGACGGCGCUGUGCCGCAACGAGGUGACACGACUCACCGUGUGGGCGAGGCCGCUGGCGGCGGCGGCGGCGGCUGGCGGCGGCGGCGCUGCGGGGCAGGUGCUGAGCCUGACGCCCGCCAUGGUCAAGAUCGCCUGGCUGGUGUCUCCCAAGCUGGCGGUGGCGGUAGUGCGGCGCUGCCCCGCGCCCGCCUCCAACGCGGCCGGCGGCGACGCGGCGCACCGCGCUCUGGAGAAGCUGCUCAUUGAGGCGGCGUCGGAGCCGCGCGUGCAGGAGCUGCCCGAGGCCGCGCUGUUCCUGGCCACGCCCGAGGCCGCCCGCGCCAACGCGCCCCACCUGGCGGCGCUGGCCACAUGGGCGCCGGCGGGCGCGGUGGAGGGGCUGCAGCUGAUGUCGGGGCCGGCGCUGCUGCACGCCGGCGUCAAGGCCUACGCGCUGCGCUGCCUGCACGCCACGGCGCCGGCACGGGUGGCGUUCUUCCUGCCGCAGCUGGUGCAGGCUCUGCGCAACGACUCUGACGGCGCCACGGCCCGCUUCCUGCUGGACACCGCGGCCGCCGACGACCUGUUCCUGCACCAGCUCAUGUGGGCGCUGGUCACGGAGGAGCGGCCGCCGCAGGAGGAGUUCAACCCCGAGGUCAAGCGCUCCGGCUGGCAGCCGCCUGCGGACACGGGUCUGUGGGAGCCGGCCGCUCGCCUGAAGCAGCGCGUGCUGGCGGGCAUGACCCCCGUCUCCGCCGCCUACUGGAACGCGGAGAACGACUACUUCAACCAGGUCACCAGCAUAUCGGGUAUCCUGAAGAAGCUGGAGCCGGACGAGCGGCGGCCCAAGAUCCGUAGCGAGCUGCAGCGCUUCGCGCCCGGCCGCCCCGACCUGUACGUGCCCACAAACCCCGACUGCCGAGUACUGGCACACAUCCCGGAGUCGGGCACGCCCAUGCAGAGCGCAGCCAAGGUUCCCAUCCUGGUUGCCUUUAAGGUGGAGCAGCGGCCGCCCGCCCCGCUGCCGCCGCUCACCCGUAGCCUGGCCUGCAUCUUCAAGGUCGGCGACGACUGCAGGCAGGACGUGCUGGCGCUGCAGGUCAUCUCCAUCCUCAAGGGCGCCUUCAGCGCUGCCGGCCUGGACCUGUACCUGUGCCCCUACGGCUGCAUCCCCACCGGCUACGGCCGCGGCAUCAUUGAGGUGGUGCCGCACACCAAGUCCCGCGCCGCUAUGGGUGAGCUGUCGGACCGGGGCCUGCACGAGAUCUUCGUGUCGCAGUUCGGGCCGCCCGGCACGCCCGGCUUCGAGCGCGCCCGCCACAACUUCAUCGUGUCGGAGGCCGCCUACGCAGUGGCCAGCUUCAUCCUGCAGGCCAAGGACCGCCACAACGGCAACCUGCUGAUCGACAGCAGCGGCCGCCUGGUCCACAUCGACUUUGGCUUCAUCCUGGAGAUCAGCCCGGGCGGCAACAUGGGCUUCGAGUCCGCGGCCUUCAAGCUGAGCCACGAGAUGACGCAGCUGCUGGACCCGGGCGGCCUGCGCAACAGCGGCCACUUCCGCCUGUUUGAGGAGCUGGUGGUGCGCGGCUACCUGGCGGCCCGCACUGUGGCCGAGCCCAUCAUCGCCACGGUGGCGCUCAUGGCUGACAGUGGCCUGCCCUGCUUCGGCCAUGGCAAGCCGCUGCCGCACCUGCGCCGCCGCUUCCACCUGGAGAUGAGCGAGGGGCAGGCGGCCGCCUUCAUGCGCGGCGCCAUCGCCGACGCCUACCAGAAGUGGACCACGGGCUUCUACGACUACAUCCAGAACCUGCAGAACAGGAUCCCCUAUUAGAGGGAGGGGGAGCAGGUGGAGGAGGAGGAGGAGGAGGAGGAGCUGCGAGGGUUGGCGGAGAGAGGUGGUGUGUAGGUGGUGGGGUGGUGGGAGCUACUGAGCAGAGCAGAGCGUUGGAGCCGUGCCCCAGUCAAGGAUACGGAGAGCUGGACACAUGUGUUGUAGGGCUGCAGCGUCUGCUGGGCCACUAAGGGAGAGCGGUGUGUGCCUGUGGUUGCCGCGGUGUGAAGUGGAUCCAGAGGCGGCGGGUUGCUGAGACAAGGAACACGGCAAGGUACUGGAACGGGUUCACUGAUCAGGGCAGGUCGGGACCGAUCGAGGCAUUGCUGGAUGGGAUUCGGACUAGCUAAUAGUCGCAGGCCCACACGGGUUUGUCAAGAAGGUUCACGACACUAUCUGCACAUGCGUCGCGUGCGUUAAAUGGGAUACCGCAAUCAAUGUUCAAGACCUGCUUCUGUAGAUGUAUAGUCGUAGCAGAUUCUCACCAGCACUGACGGCCCGCGUUGGUUAUAAUCAAUCUUAGGCGUGUCGGGAACUAACGGUGUGUGAGAGAGCGUAGCAUGCGACGCAAGGCAUGAUGGGGUGAUAGCUAUGCGCGCGGACCGGUAGCUGUAUGUGCGCACGGACCGACGGCAUGCAGCAGACAUCACCGUAUGGCAUCCCCCGCCACUAGCACUGUGUAACCAUUCGUUGCU
Chlamydomonas reinhardtii is the source of this 8083-nucleotide messenger RNA. RefSeq lists its product as uncharacterized. Gene Ontology annotation, cellular component: plasma membrane; cytoplasm. Gene Ontology annotation, biological process: phosphatidylinositol phosphate biosynthetic process; phosphatidylinositol-mediated signaling. The coding region runs from base 402 to 7388 and encodes 2328 amino acids. NCBI's taxonomy places the organism in Eukaryota, Viridiplantae, Chlorophyta, Chlorophyceae, Chlamydomonadales, Chlamydomonadaceae. The transcript is spliced from 31 exons. The record is from RefSeq and is a predicted model, not a curated record. Gene Ontology annotation, molecular function: 1-phosphatidylinositol 4-kinase activity.